Messenger RNA from Brassica napus (rape), 2652 nucleotides. RefSeq lists its product as uncharacterized. Gene Ontology annotation, biological process: telomere maintenance; DNA repair. Lineage: Eukaryota; Viridiplantae; Streptophyta; Magnoliopsida; Brassicales; Brassicaceae. The record is from RefSeq and is a predicted model, not a curated record. Gene Ontology annotation, molecular function: DNA helicase activity. The coding region runs from base 1 to 2652 and encodes 883 amino acids. The transcript has 8 exons.
AUGAUUGAGUUUCGCCGUAAUACCCAUGUUUGUGUGUGUGAUUUCUUCCCACGCCCACUCACUGGUUUCGAACCAGUUGCUUUCCGUGAUAUCUUGGAUGGGUUGGUUGCUACUGAGUAUUUGGUUGACGUCAUAGGUAAAAUAGUUGGGGUCAGCAUUUUGGAGAUUGUUUCUCUCAAUGGAAAAGACACUGAAAAGAUAACACUGGAGCUCAAGAAUCAGUUUUCUGAUCGCCUCACGGUUCAUCUGUGGGGUAAAUAUGUUAUCUUUCUACAUGAUGCUACUCAAAACCUCAUCCAGGAGAAGUCUAUUAUAUGCGUUCAGCGAUUUGGCAAGCUCAGUGUGUUGAAAGAUAGUGUAUGUAUGGUUAACGGUAAAUGUUCAAAGAUGUUUCCGAAACCUCUCAACAUCAGGACAUCGAUUGACACAAAUGGAUUCCCAGCUUACAUGCGUCGGCUUGAUGGUAGGUUUAUUGAGAAAAAUGGAAUCAGAUUAGACAAUGGUCAUGUUGUACCAUACAACAGAGAGCUCAUGCUUCGAUACUGCGCGCAUAUGAAUGUCGAGUGGUGCGUCCAAACACGGGCUGUUAAGUAUCUGUUCAAGUAUAUCCAUAAGGGACCUGAUUAUGCUUCAGCUGCAAUGGAUAGAGAAGAUGAAGAUGGCAUCAUUGACGAAAUCAAAACAUAUUACGACUGCAUAUAUAUUACUGCAUACGAGUCGUCGUGGCGGAUUCUUGCUUUUCCUACCCAUUAUCGUACUACUUCUGUUGAGAAACUUGGAUUUCAUCUUCCGGAUCAGGAGAUGGUGUAUUACGAUGAAGAUGAACCUAUAGAGAGUGUUCUCAACAAAAAGACGGUCAACCAAUCCAUGUUUCUUGCCUGGUUCAAAGCAAACAGAAAAUACCCAGAGGAGACUACUUGGGAGUAUCUUACCGAAGAUGUCCUUUACAAGAAGCGGAGAGAAACGGGACAACUUGAUAUGAACUUGACCAUAGAGCAGAUCAAAAAUAUUGCUCUUACUGAGAUUGAAAAUUAUUUGCUCAGCAAUGGUCGUAGCCUCAAAAAAUGGAAGCACAUGCCAAACCCAGAAGAUUUUGGCUGUUACAACGGCAAUCGCCUUAUAGAUGAUGAGCUUAAAUAUGUUGUGGAAGAUCAGCUUAAGGAAAAUGAAAGACUCAUGGCGAUGAUAACAGAUGAGCAAAGAGGAGUAUACAACCAGAUUUUGGAUGCAGUUUUAAAUGAUAGAGGUGGAGUGUUCUUUCUUUAUGGUUAUGGAGGCACAGGAAAAACCUUCGUAUACAGAGCACUCUCAUCAGCCAUCCAAUCUAGAGGUCUAAUUGUCCUAAAUACUGCAUCCAGUGGAAUCGUUGCAUUAUUGUUGGAAGGAGGUAGAACUGCACAUUCCAGAUUUGGUAUUCCGAUAGACGCAGAUGAAUUCGGUACUUGCAAGAAAAUGGAGCCAGGAUCAGAUCGUGCAGAACUGGUUAAAGCGGCAAAGCUAAUUGUAUGGGAUGAGGCGCCUAUGAUGAGCAGGCACUGUUUCGAGACUUUGGAUCGCAGUAUGCAUGAUAUUAUUAGAUCUUCUGAAGACAAGCCUUUUGGGGGUAAAGUUGUUGUUUUCGGUGGUGAUUUCAGACAGAUUUUACCGGUUAUACCUGGAGGAGGUAGAGCAGAGACUGUUUUGGCGGCUCUGAAUUCGUCAUAUCUUUGGGAGCACUGCAAAGUUUUGAAGCUAACAAAAAACAUGAGAUUGCUUGCUGGUCUUAGUGAUGAUGCAGCAAAAGAGCUUGAAUCUUUCUCAAAAUGGAUUUUGGAUAUUGGAGAUGAAAAAAUAAAUUUGCCUAACGACGGCCAAGUUGAGAUUGACAUCUCUACGGAUUUGCUGAUAACAAACAGUGGAGAAGAUCCUAUUCAAACUAUUGCAAAAGAGGUUUAUGGACAAUCUUUUCGGACGUCAACAGAUAAGGAUUUGUAUAGACAACGAGCCAUUCUGACUCCCACAAAUGAUGAAGUGGAUAAGAUAAAUGAUUACAUGCUUUCUCAGUUGCCAGAAAAUGAUUUAGAUGUAAUGCUUUCAAGUGAAGAGAAGGUUUACCUUAGCUCUGACAGCAUUAUUCCAUCUGAUGUUGACAUAGAAGAAAAUGUGGUAUAUCCUACAGAGUUUUUGAACAGUGUUAAAGUCGCUAGACUGCCUAGACACUGUUUAAAGCUUGGUGCUCCUAUCAUGUGUCUUCGUAACAUGGAUGUUAUGGAUGGCUUAUGCAAUGGUACUAGGCUGAUUGUUACUCAGUUAUUGCCCCAUGUGAUACAAGGUAGAAUUAUAACGGGCAACGAUAUUUCCGGAGAGGCAGUUUGGAUCCCGAGAAUGUUCGUCACACCACCUGACACAAAGUUUCUCUUUAGAAUGCGUCGAAGACAGUUUCCAGUUACAUUGGCUUUUGCGAUGACUAUCAAUAAAAGUCAAGGUCAAACGCUGGAAAAUGUUAGUUUGUUUCUACCUAGACCAGUGUUCUCUCAUGGCCAGUUAUACGUUGCACUUUCGAGAGUAAAGUCGAGAUCUGGAUUAAAAAUCCUAAUAACGGAUAAACAAGGGAAGCCGCAGACAAAGACAACGAAUGUUGUCUACAAACAAGUUUUGCAGAAUAUUUCAUAG